AUGCAGUCCACAUCAGCAGCAAUUGCAGCAGCAGUGCCUUCCGGCGCCGAUCUGGGCGCCAAGGCCAACAGCGUCAAGGGCUCCGUCGCAACUGCCAAGAAGAGCUCGACCUCGGGCGCGCUGGGCAAUAACGGCUUUGACGUCAGCGAGGCCGAAGCUUGGCUGCAGGGUAGAUGGAAGACGGUGCAUGCGAACUCGAUCGACAAGAGGAUACCAGAGACUCAGAGACCCGAGGUCUACAAAGCAGCAGCUGGUAGUGCAGGAUCGGCAUGGGGGCCCAACAAGAAGACGGUCAACGAGCGAUUCACCAACGACCUGCUCAAGGCAUCGACAGCGACAACAGCCAGCACCAAGAAGUAA
This is a messenger RNA of Kalmanozyma brasiliensis GHG001, 360 nucleotides long. RefSeq lists its product as uncharacterized. The coding region runs from base 1 to 360 and encodes 119 amino acids. The record is from RefSeq and is a predicted model, not a curated record. The transcript is spliced from 3 exons. Lineage: Eukaryota; Fungi; Basidiomycota; Ustilaginomycetes; Ustilaginales.